ACAAUAAUAAUCGGAAUUCGUAAUCUACAGGUAUUUUUAUAUGGUUUAAUAAAGGCAUUUGUGCAUUCACGUGAGCAUAGAAUUUCGAUUAGCAGCGAAGUCAUGGAGCUGAAAAUGAACUGAAUUGCAGAAGGGACUUCAUUACUUCAGUGGACGUCGGGGUGCAGCUUGGUUUUACCGUCAAUAGUCGUUCCUCCUCGGAGUGAGACUUUGGAAAAGCGAUGUCAGGUGCUUCGAGCCCGCUUGAAACAUAAGGAGUACGACUCCAUGGUGGCUGGGAUUGAAAGGAUUUCUCAAAAAGGUGGCAAUUCGGAUGACGGCCCGGAGGGAUGGCGUCAACUGCGGCGUCAGUAUAUUGCCAUGAUCAACACGCUUGUCACUAUCGGAGGAACUUUUGUCUUUUUCUAUAAGGCAGUUGAAUACUCUUUGCCAGAGCCGAACAUUCCUGCCCAGGUGCUAGUGGCGAUCCUAGCGAGUCUCGUCGUCGCGGUAUCCGAACUCUAUUUCCUUCUUAGAAGUAUUUAAAUUCAUAACGAAUGCGCCCGCCACAAUAAUAGGCGCAAAAUUUAUCUGCUACUUGUCUUGGCGGCGUUGACAGCUUGCAGAACGUUUCGACUGUGCACACUUUGCUUUAAGUUAGCCACCAUCUUGCGAUGUAAAGUCGACGGGUAAAUCAGACGCAAGUCCUAGCUGUUUAUAACCGAUAAUAAUAAUAAAUAACAAUAACUGUUAAUAAAUAAGAAAUAGUCAUCUGGUCAAAUAAACCUUCAAGUAACAACUAAACCCUAGCUUAGUUUCUAUAUAUGGUCUGUCACGUACGUGUAAACGCCUGUAAACGAUUUGUGCAAACGAAAAGCAAAGCUUCUUUAAUAGCCCAUAUAACAGCUAAACAUGAAUGACUCUGUGGGUCUGUCGUCUGUUGAGUUGCCCUGCGAAGGACGAACGAAGAACCUACCAAAGUCGGCAAAAGUAUCUAAUAUAGUUUCUUGUACAAACUGCUUUGAGCGGGAUAAAUAGUAAAGACCAAAAAAAUGGUUAUUUAUUAUUUUACGUGACGUGCGUUCGUGAUAUGUGGUGGUAUUGCGGGUUGUUAAGGAGUAAAUAAGAAGUAGCUAGUAACGUCAUUGAUAUAUUCACGUAGAGUUGAUGAUUAUUAAUAUCCUGUACAGAUUCAUAGGUCGUAGGUAAAAUGUACUCACGAAAAAUA
This is a messenger RNA of Varroa destructor (honeybee mite), 1207 nucleotides long. Its product is annotated as protoheme IX farnesyltransferase, mitochondrial-like. Gene Ontology annotation, molecular function: protoheme IX farnesyltransferase activity. Gene Ontology annotation, biological process: vacuolar proton-transporting V-type ATPase complex assembly; heme A biosynthetic process. Gene Ontology annotation, cellular component: mitochondrial membrane; mitochondrion. NCBI's taxonomy places the organism in Eukaryota, Metazoa, Arthropoda, Arachnida, Mesostigmata, Varroidae. The record is from RefSeq and is a predicted model, not a curated record.